AUGUCACAAAAAUAAAUAUAGGCAAAUUAAGGGACACCUAUAAGUAACAAUACAUAAACAAAUAGCAAAAAGAGCUCAUUAAGCAACACUAUUGCUUAAAAUGCUGUGAAAAAGAAAAGACAGGUUACAUGGAAAGAGGAGUUCCAAAUAUAUGAAGUAGAUAAUUGGAAAGAGUUUAAUAUACUAAAUGAUGAUAAUGAUAAGAUACAAUGCAGAUGCUCAAUCUUUUGA
Messenger RNA from Tetrahymena thermophila SB210, 231 nucleotides. RefSeq lists its product as hypothetical. The record is from RefSeq and is a predicted model, not a curated record. The transcript has a single exon. NCBI's taxonomy places the organism in Eukaryota, Ciliophora, Oligohymenophorea, Hymenostomatida, Tetrahymenidae.